This is a messenger RNA of Fraxinus pennsylvanica, 1281 nucleotides long. Lineage: Eukaryota; Viridiplantae; Streptophyta; Magnoliopsida; Lamiales; Oleaceae. The record is from the annotation of a GenBank genome assembly.
AUGGAGUCGUUAUGCUAUGCUUUUGAGGGGAGAGGACUGCUGUUUUCAGAUGAUAUAGAAACACUGGGAGAUAUGAAACCGCUUUCUGAUUUCGAUAAGAAUAUGUUAGUUCCUAUUAGAGAAGGAGAUGGGGGAACAGAAUUUACAGAAUUUGGUUUGCCUGAUAUGACGAGAAAUUUGCUUCUGGAUGGCCCGGCCUGGAGUUCAACUGCAGAGAUGCAUGAUAAUCCAACAUCUACUAAUGCUUUUAACUUGUUUCCGGGGGAAAUGGAAUUGGGAUCGAGAUUUUCGAGUUCUUCCAUUAGAGCCAAAGACAAGACAGUGCCACAGAUUAAUUUGAAGGCGGAGAAUUUGGCUGCUAGGAGAGAAAUCAAUAGAACUCCAGUUUCACAGGAAAAGUCCGUCAUGUCUUCCCCACAGUCCCAGUUACCUGCAAAAAGAUCUGUGUGUAAGAAUUUGCAUUCACGGUUGCCUGUCUGCCAAGUGUAUGGUUGCAACAAGGAUCUAAGUUUCUCGAAGGACUAUCACAAAAGGCAUAAAGUAUGUGACGUUCACUCAAAGACAGCUGUUGUUAUUGUUAACAGCAUCGAGCAAAGGUUCUGUCAGCAAUGUAGCAGGUUUCACAAGCUGGAAGAAUUUGAUGAUGGUAAACGAAGUUGCCGUGAGAGCCUCGCAGGGCACAAUAAGCGUCGACGAAAGCUUCAACUGGAUACUCAUCUCGGUUCCUCGUUGUUGGGAGCAGAUUUAUCAAGAUCGUCCUUUCCUUUAUCGGAAAAUCUUCCCGGUGGCUUCUUUCCUCAACGAAUUGAUGAGCCGAACAACAACUGCAGCAAGCGUAUCAAAUAUGAAGGGGAGGCGAAUCAAAUAUCUGAAUUAGCCAUGCCCAUGGAAUUCUGGCAAUCGUGUGCUAAUUCGUUUCGAUAUCCUUCCAAAAACUGUCUCGAUUCACCAGAUAUUCACGAAUUAUCUCAGUUCUCAAAUUCUGGUAGUGCUUUCUCUCUUCUGUCACACAACUUUUUGAGCAAUUCUGCAGGCAUUCCAAAGGCUUUUCCCGUUAUCUUGGAAGAAAAAAAUCCUGCUAACUGCAAAAUGGAUAAAAAGCUCGAUGAACUUUUUCAAGAAUCAAAUGCUAUGACUGCUAAGAAUUAUUGUUCUCCCGAAGCUGCAGAAACAAUCGAUUUGCUCGAGUUGUCAUUUCAUCUGGAAAGGGUAGAGCAGCAGAGGCAUUCUGCACAAGUGAAGCAGGAAAAUGAUAUGUUCUGCUGCUCCACAAUUACUUAA